Messenger RNA from Lodderomyces jiufengensis, 828 nucleotides. RefSeq lists its product as uncharacterized. The record is from RefSeq and is a predicted model, not a curated record. The transcript has a single exon. Bases 1 to 828 code for a protein of 275 amino acids. Lineage: Eukaryota; Fungi; Ascomycota; Pichiomycetes; Serinales; Debaryomycetaceae.
AUGGAAUAUUUACAAAAUUACUCAUCAUCAGAUAGUGAAGAAGAGCAGUCAAAUACCAAUGAGUCUGAUUCAAAACUAAUACCACCACCCCCAAUUGAAAUUUUCCUGCAACAUCAACAAAUGAGAACAUUAUCAACUACAUCAUUAUUUUCUUACAUACCUUGGAAACCAUCACUUACAACAACUUCAAAUCUAGAUAAAUUAACAAAUUAUAUAACGAAAGAAAUAACUUUACUAAAUCAAAAUUACAUCUUUAAACCUGUCAACAAAGAUUUUAAAAGACAAAUUAAAUAUCAUAUUACUGCAUAUCCUACGGUAAAUAUUGAAGACAAAAAUGCAUCAAAGUUCAAGAAUGAUAUACGGAGUAAAAUAGCUUCAUUGAGACUUCCAGAAAAUUCAAUAGUUACACCACCAAGUUCAAGUAUUCAAAUGCUAAAUAUGCUAUCUAAAAAAUCGAUAAGAUUGAAAUUUGAAAACAAAUUAAUUUUAGGUAAAAGUCCUACAAAAUCAAUAAUAUUUCUUUGUGGAGUAGUAAACCUAGAUAUGGAAAUCAAAAAAUAUAUAGAAGAAAUGUUAAAGGUAUUUAAUGAAACCACCAAAGAAAAUCGUGGACAAGUUCAAUUUCCAGAUUUAUUAAAAGAUUCUAUCCAUAUUUCACUUGCAACAGGAUACCCCAAAUCCGCGAAUGUACCAAAUUUCGAAGAAUUAGAUGAAGCUGUAAAAUCAAUUAAUGUUGAUCAUUACUUAAAUGAUAUAAAUAUAGAUAUUAAUGAACUAAUUAUAAGAGAUAUGAGAACUUCUUUUGAAUUUAAUAUAAAUUUAAUAUAA